Diversispora eburnea is the source of this 1509-nucleotide messenger RNA. The record is from the annotation of a GenBank genome assembly. NCBI's taxonomy places the organism in Eukaryota, Fungi, Glomeromycota, Glomeromycetes, Diversisporales, Diversisporaceae.
AUGUCUCUCAACGAUGUUCGUAUUAUAGUCGCAAUAGAUUUUGGCACCACCUUUUCAGGAUUCGCUUACGUUCAUAAAGAAAGCAAAGAAAUAGAAACGAAUUGUUCAUGGCAAGGCCGUGAAGGUGUAUUUAAAACUCCUACAGCUCUUCAAUAUGAUGAAACGUAUACUAAAGUUAUUCGUUGGGGAGAAGCUGCUUUAGUCGAUGAAUACGAAGAUUGGGAGGAUUAUGAAUGGCCUGGAGUGAAAUUUCCUGAGCAAGUUGGAUUGGUGUUGACAAUUCCAGCUGAAUGGCCUCCAAAUACUACUGCAAUUAUGCGUAAAUGUGCUUUCAAUGCAGGAUUAUUGACUUCCCAAAAUUCAUCUCAACUUGAAUUCACUACAGAACCUGAAGCCGCAGCUUUAUAUUGUUUGAAAAUUGUCAAAGAACAUGACCUUCUUCCUGGAGAUUCUUUUUUAAUUGUUGAUUGUGGUGGUGGUACGAUCGAUUUAACAAUGAGAAAGCUUUUACCUGAUAAUAAAUUAAGUGAAAUAACUGAAAGAGUUGGUGAUUUAUGUGGAGGCACUUUUGUAGACAAAGAAUUUCUCAAUUUCUUGGGUAGAAAUGUUGGAUUCCGAGCAUUGGAAUCUUUGAAAAAGAAUAAUUAUGCACAAUUACAAGGAUUAAUUCGAAAAUUUUUCUGUUUAAAAAUUAAACAUAGAUUUAAUGGUGAUUCAAAAGAAUUCAGGGUCAUCCGAUUGAAUCUACAACAAUUUUGUCCUGAUCUAAAAAAAUAUGUUACUGAAGAUGUAAAAUCUGAUUUGGAAUCUAAAGGAUGGCUUAUAAAAAUUAAUUUCGAAGCAGUAAAAUUAAUGUUUGAUCCUGUAAUUAACAAAAUCAUCAAAUUAAUUUCGGAUCAUUUAAAAUCUACUAAUGAAAAAUGUUCUAUAAUGUUUUUAGUUGGAGGAUUUAGCGAAUCAAAAUAUCUUCUUCGUCAAGUCAAAGAACAUUUCAAAGAUCAAAAUAUGCAAAUUGCAGUUCCAUCAUCACCUAUUACAGCAGUUGUCAGAGGAGCUAUUACGUAUGGAUUAAAUAUUGAAAUAGUAAAUGAUCGUAUUUUAAAAUGGACUUAUGGGAUUGCAGUUGUUAAUCCUCAUGUACCAGGUAGAGAUCCAAAAAAGCGACGUACUCCUGAUGGAUAUAUACAAAAAUUUCAUCUAUUGGCCACUCGUGGUUCCAAUACAGAAGUAAAAAAGAAAUUUUUUGGAAAAUUUAUUCCUUUACGUUUUGAUCAACCAACUAUAUUAUUUAAUGUAUAUUAUACUCAUAAGAAAGGAGGUGCAAGAUAUUGUGAUGAACCUGGAAUGAAAUUUCUUGGAAGUUUGAAUAUUAAUAAUCCAAUGAAAUAUAAUAAAUCCGGAGCUAUAGAAUUUUCUUUAACGUUUGGGUUGAUGGAAAUCAAGGCAACGGCUUGUGAUAGUGAGACAAAGAAGCCAUACAAGGAGGUUACAUUCAAGAUUAACUUUUAA